Molecule: messenger RNA, 3055 nt
Organism: Suncus etruscus (white-toothed pygmy shrew)
Lineage: Eukaryota; Metazoa; Chordata; Mammalia; Eulipotyphla; Soricidae
Gene: CORO2B
Product: coronin 2B
Exons: 12
Coding region: 17-1459 (480 amino acids)
Biological process (GO): actin filament organization
Molecular function (GO): actin filament binding
Source: RefSeq, a predicted model, not a curated record
GCCCCGCAGCGCCUGCAUGACUGUCACAAAGAUGUCCUGGCGCCCGCAGUACCGCAGCUCCAAGUUCCGGAACGUGUAUGGGAAGGUAGCCAACCGGGAACACUGCUUUGACGGCAUCCCCAUCACCAAGAACGUGCAUGACAACCAUUUCUGUGCUGUCAAUGCUCGCUUCCUGGCCAUUGUCACCGAGAGCGCAGGAGGUGGCGCCUUCCUAGUCAUCCCCCUGGAGCAGACGGGCAGAAUUGAACCCAAUUACCCCAAGGUCUGUGGUCAUCAGGGCAACGUGCUGGACAUCAAGUGGAACCCCUUCAUGGAUAACAUCAUCGCUUCCUGCUCAGAGGAUACAUCAGUGAGGAUCUGGGAGAUCCCUACUGGAGGCCUGAAGCGCAACAUGACAGAGGCCAUCCUGGAGCUCCACGGCCACAGCCGGCGAGUAGGGCUAGUGGAAUGGCACCCCACCACCAACAACAUCCUCUUCAGUGCUGGCUAUGACUACAAGGUUCUCAUAUGGAACUUGGACGUGGGGGAGCCGGUGAAGAUGAUCGACUGCCAUGCUGACGUCAUCCUCUGCAUGUCCUUCAACACAGACGGGAGCUUGCUCAGCACCACUUGCAAGGACAAGAAGCUACGUGUGAUUGAGCCACGCUCAGGCCGCGUGCUGCAGGAGGCGAACUGCAAGAACCACAGAGUGAGCAGGGUGGUUUUCCUGGGAAGUACGAAGCGACUGCUCACCACGGGCGUCUCCAGGUGGAACACGAGGCAGAUCGCCCUCUGGGACCAGGAGGACCUGUCCAUGCCCCUGACUGAGGAGGAGAUCGACGGGCUCUCGGGUCUCCUGUUCCCCUUCUAUGAUGCUGACACCCACAUGCUCUACCUGGCUGGAAAGGGAGAUGGAAACAUCCGGUACUACGAGAUCAGCACGGAGAAACCUUUCCUGAGUUACCUCAUGGAGUUCCGCUCCCCAGCCCCACAGAAAGGCCUGGGGGUCAUGCCCAAGCAUGGGCUGGACGUGUCAGCCUGUGAGGUUUUCCGCUUCUACAAGUUGGUGACUCUCAAAGGCCUUGUUGAACCCAUCUCCAUGAUCGUGCCCAGGAGGUCAGACUCGUACCAGGAAGACAUUUACCCCAUGACGCCUGGCACUGAACCUGCGCUCACCCCUGAUGAAUGGCUGGGAGGCAUCAACCGAGAUCCCGUGCUGAUGUCUUUGAAAGAAGGCUACAAGAAGUCCUCCAGAGUGGUAUUUAAGGCUCCCAUCAAAGAAAAGAAGAGUGUAGUGGUCAAUGGGAUAGAUUUAUUAGAGAACGUCCCGCCCAGGACAGAGAAUGAGCUCCUCCGAAUGUUCUUCCGGCAGCAGGAUGAGAUCCGGAGGCUGAAAGACGAGCUGAACCAGAAAGAGGUUCGGAUCCGGCAGCUCCAGCUAGAACUGAAAAACUUGCGCAACAGUCCCAAGAGCUGUUAACUCGGCACCGGGCUGCGUGUGCAACUGUUCUCCACCUUCUCCCUUCACGCCCCCUUAGCCAGCGACCCCAAAGCCAGGCCUGGAGCCAGGGACAGCCUGAGGACCGCACCUGCCACCCUAAGACCUGGAAGCAACCCAAGAGCCCGGAGCUGAAGCUGAUAAAUGCCCUGGCCUCUCCUGGGCACCCACCAGGCAGCCCUUUCUCCAGGCUCUGCCCCUUGGGGGUGCUGGGAGGGAGAAAGCCACAGACUGCAGAGGGGGCAGGAAGCAGCCAGGAUCUCAGGAGACUUAAAACGUGCGCUUCUCCCCAUCAUCACUGGCUGCAGGAUGGGGCCCUGCCUGCUGGAGGGCUCCAGGCACCCUCAACAGACCAUGGGGGGGUCCCUCUGUCCAGCCUUACCCCAGGGGUGCACUCAGCUCCUUUCUCUCAUCCUGCCCCUUUCUCGUCUUCAGGGAAUUUGCUCGCCAAUGCCAUAAGGACCUGCCGCCUUCCUGUGUGUCUCUUCAAAGCUCUUGCAUUUCCUUACCCGUUUCCGUCAUGAGGUAGGCAGGGUGGAGGGCAAGUAUCCCUCUGUACAAAAUACAGGGCUGAAGGUUGUCAUGGGAAUGUCUUACCAAGACACCCGGAAGUCAAUGGGACCCCCCACCAACACCUGGGGCCUUCAGACUCCAGAGCCAGACCCGUCCACUAUAGACCUAUGUCCAUUUCUUGGAGAAAGAACCAGAUGCCCCUCCGAGUAUCUGCCCAACGGUGCCAAUGUGUACAUGGCCCAGUGAAGGCCCUCACACUCAGUGCCCCUUGGUUCAGAUCUCCCUAGACCCCACCAGCUGUUCCCAGCAUCCAGGGGCCUGAAUCCAUCCGAGAUGAGGCCUCUUUCUGCUGGAGGCGGAGGCUGAGAGGGUGGAGCGGGGCCCUGGGGUGCAGGAGAGAGCAGAGCUGGGGUUUGGUUCUCCCAUAGAAGCCCUGCAAGCACCUCUCAGCCACUUUCAGCCUUACACUUGCAGGCAGGACACCGCAGCCCCCAGCUGUUUUGAGCGCUUUCACUUUUACACACUUCUCCGACAUGUGUGUUUCUGGCCACUUUCUGUCCUGCCUGUGGGAGGAGGAGCAUGGGCAGGUGGCCCUGGCACAGACUCCCAGACACCACAUUUCAUUUGGUCUCUGGAUCACUCUUUAUUUUCUUCCUUCAUUAUCCACUGCUGCAUCCAUAGUUCCUGUUUUUCCUAAGGUCUUAGGGAAUGGGGAUCAGGAAAUGGGUGCCCCUUCUUCCCUCUUUAAUCUAGGAGCUACCUAGCACAGUAUACCCUGCCCCUGCAUUUCCUCUAGCCCCCCCCCUUCAAAAAGAGCCUCAUUCCCAGAAGCCAGGCAUUCUGCCCAGGCUUUUCCUCCAAGGCGCCUCUGCCUCUUGGCCAGUGAAAGCGGGAUCUCCCCACCCACCCUUGCCGCUAAACAGCACCUGCUCAUCUCCACACCCCACACUUCUUGAACCUCUUUGGUUUAUUUUUUUCCUUCCCCAGGGACCUUGGUGGUCUUCUGUGAUUAUUUAUGCUGCCUCCCAAGGAUAGAAUUGAAAUAAAUUGUUUUCAUUUUACCCA